Molecule: messenger RNA, 1197 nt
Organism: Wallemia ichthyophaga EXF-994
Lineage: Eukaryota; Fungi; Basidiomycota; Wallemiomycetes; Wallemiales; Wallemiaceae
Exons: 3
Coding region: 1-1197 (398 amino acids)
Biological process (GO): mitochondrial phosphate ion transmembrane transport
Cellular component (GO): mitochondrial inner membrane
Molecular function (GO): phosphate transmembrane transporter activity
Source: RefSeq, a predicted model, not a curated record
AUGACAGGGCAGCAGCAGCACUCCCAGAAGCAUUCCCAGCAAAACUCCCAUCAGCCUUAUCCCAAACCAUCCGAGGGCACACACCGCUCACUCAAAAACGACAAGCCAGUCUGGGAGAGCUGGAAGUCAAUACACCCACGCAAUAGAUUGAUGAUAGCUUCCUCUGUCUUUGUUUUCUCUGCUAUCGGCUUAUACGUAUCAGAACAGCUUGAGGACAAGUACCCCGCAAUUAAUUUGGCUAUCCUCCCAUCCGUCUUCCCAACUAUGACUUCACCGUUGGUACCUUCUUACACGCCUAAAGAUUACGGCAGCUUCUUCCUUUCCGGUGCCACGUGCUGCACACUUUCUCAUGGUUUCUUCACCCCUUUUGACGUCAUCAAGACUCGGAUUCAAGUGGACAGUGCUUUUAGAGGAGCAAAUCUACUCAGUGGAGCGAAGCAGAUAGCAUCCAAAGAGGGCCCCUCAACAUUGCUCACUGGCUUUGGACCAACCGCGGUUGGAUACUUCUUCCAGGGUGGUCUCAAGUUCGGUUUCUAUGAAUACUUCAAGCGUCUUUCUGUCCUCAGCGUUGGCUCCCAUCAGGAGGCUGUUAGAAAUAGAACAAUGAUUUAUUUGACGUCAGCAGCAAGCGCAGAGCUCGUUGCUGACGUUGCUUUGGCUCCCUUGGAGGCAACGAGAAUAAGACUGGUUUCGGAUAAGAACUUUGGAGCUAAAGGAAUGGUUGAUGGAUUCUUGAAACUCGCACGUGAAGGUGGAUUCAAGGUUUUAUACGCCGGUUUCGUACCGCUUAUCUUCAAGCAAGUGCCAUACGCUGUUGGGCAGUUCAUGACAAAUGAAUUCGCUCACAACAUGGUUAAUAGAAGUUUGAGCUCAGAAACUAGAAAGCAAAUCAGCAAUAACAAGGGUGCUGAGUUGACCUUGACAUUGGGUUGUGGAUUGGCGGCUGGUGUAGCAGCUGCGGUAUUGAGUCAUCCCGGUGACACGCUGAUGAGUAAAAUAAGUGGUAGUUCAGAUAAAAAUCGUUCAGCGACUUCGCAACUCAUCCAAAUUGCUAAAAAGACGGGCUUCACUGGUUUAUGGCAGGGUCUUGGAGCUAGGACUUGGAUGACGGCUGGAUUGGUUAGCAGUCAGUUUUUCAUGUACAAGGCUAUCAAAGAUGCUAUAGGUGCGCCGCCUGGAGUUGAAAUCGAUGCGUGA